Molecule: messenger RNA, 1341 nt
Organism: Colletotrichum higginsianum IMI 349063
Lineage: Eukaryota; Fungi; Ascomycota; Sordariomycetes; Glomerellales; Glomerellaceae
Product: Zinc carboxypeptidase
Exons: 1
Coding region: 1-1341 (446 amino acids)
Biological process (GO): proteolysis
Molecular function (GO): metallocarboxypeptidase activity; zinc ion binding
Source: RefSeq, a predicted model, not a curated record
AUGAAGACCUCGCAAGCUUACGCCCUUCUCUCCCUCGCCCUCUUGGGCGAGAGCUGCAUUCUCCCCGGCGAAGCCUCAGGCGACCACAUCGCUCGUCGCCAGGCUACGGGCUCGAACACGGGCAUCGCCAUCGGCACGGGCGACCGCUUCGAAGGAGGAAAGAAGUUUCCCCGCGGCCUCGGCUCCCAGCCCGCCGGCACGAACCUCGAGACCCUCCUCAACGUCAACGAGAUCAAGAGCGCCGUCCGCGGGCUCGUCGAGGAGUACGACAUCGAGUACUUCGAGUCCCCCUACAAGACGUACCAAAACGCGUCUUGGUUCGGCGCAAAGGUCGGCGGCUCCGGCAACUGCAGCGACGCCUACCGCGUCUAUUUCAACGCCGCCAUUCACGCCCGUGAGCGCGGCGCCUCGGACAACAUCGUCUACUUCAUCUCGGACCUCCUGUACGCGAACAAGCACGGUGAGGGCCUCACGUUCGGCGGCCGCACGUACUCCAACUGCGAUGUGCAGCGCGCGCUGUCGACGGGCAUCGUCUUCACGCCCCUGAGCAACCCCGACGGCGUGGCGUACGACCAAGCGACGCACAGCUGCUGGCGCAAGAACCGCAACCCCGCCGCGUCGGGAGGCGACCCCAACGCCGUCGGCAUCGACCUGAACCGCAACUUCGACUUCUUGUUCGACUUCCUCAAGGACUUUGCGCCCAGCGUCGGACCCAACGUCGCGUCGGAGAACCCGCGUGCCCAGACGUACCACGGCGCCAGCGCAUUCUCGGAGCCCGAGACCAAGAGCAUCAAGUGGGUGAUGGACGAGCACAAGGAGGUGCGGUGGUUCAUGGACAUCCACAGCUACAUCGGUGUUGUGCUGUACAACUGGGGCAGCGACGAGAACCAGCUGCGCAAGCCGUACAUGAACUUCCUGAACGAGUCGUACGACGCCGUAAGGGGUCUGAUGCCUGACACGCCGUCCAACAACGGCAUCUACGGCGAGUACAUCCCGAGCAGCGACUGGUCAGAGAAGGUGUUCGCGGCAAUGCGCAUGGGUAACGCCAUGGAUGCCGCCGUGGGACGUCACUACGAGGUCCAGCAGAGCGCGUACCUGUACCCGACGUCGGGUGCUAGCGACGACUAUGCCUACUCGCGCCACUUUGCAGACCCCUCGCUCGGCAAGAUCCACGGCUUCACUGUCGAGUUUGGAUUUGGCAAUAACGAGGCCAGCUGCCCGUUCUAUCCGACCCCUAACCAGUACCACCAGAACCUGCUUGAGACGAGCGCCGGCUUCAUGGAGUACCUGCUAGCUGCGUCUGAGAUUGGCGUCGGCGAGCCGGCUUCUUGUGAGGCGUGA